This is a messenger RNA of Arabidopsis arenosa, 2373 nucleotides long. Lineage: Eukaryota; Viridiplantae; Streptophyta; Magnoliopsida; Brassicales; Brassicaceae. The record is from the annotation of a GenBank genome assembly.
GUUUCUUCUGUAUUCGUGGGAGAGGACAAAUUAUUGAAGGUUUAAAAGAAUCCCCCUUUUCGUCGUUGUUGCGAAGAAGCGGAGUUAAUCGAAGUGCAGGGCUUUCGCAAUGAAUAUCCCAAAUGGAACGUUUUCAAGAUCUGAUCAUUUCCAUGCUUCAAGUGAUGCUUCUCUCUUUUCCAGUUCUCUACCUGUUCUUCAACACCAAAACCUCAACCCUCGCGCGAGCUACCAUCAGUCUGUUGAUGAAAUUGCUUCCGGCUUAAAUCAAUACAAUGGAGGCACUGGCAAGAUGCUUGAUGAUGCUACGUUGGAUGACUUGGAAGAUUAUGAUUUAUUUGGUAGCGGUGGAGGUCUUGAAUUGGAGACUGACCCAUAUGACAGUCUAAACAAGGGCUUCUCACGAAUUGGUUUUGCUGAUUCUAACGUUGACAAUGUUAUACCUCAAAACAUUUUCCAAAAUGGAGCGGGAUCGAUUGCUGGCGAACAUCCUUAUGGUGAACAUCCUUCAAGGACUCUGUUUGUUCGGAAUAUUAACAGUAACGUUGAGGAUUCUGAAUUGCAAGCUCUUUUUGAGCAAUAUGGAGAUAUCCGAACUCUGUAUACAGCCUGCAAGCACAGGGGAUUUGUAAUGAUCUCUUAUCACGAUAUACGUGCUUCUAGAGCAGCUAUGCGAGCAUUACAAGGCAAGCUACUUAAACGGAGGAAACUGGACAUACAUUUCUCAAUCCCCAAGGAUAAUCCAUCGGAGAAAGAUGUUAACCAAGGAACUCUUGUGGUUUUCAACUUGGCUCCAUCAGUUUCCAACAGAGACCUUGAAAAUAUAUUCGGUGCUUAUGGCGAGAUCAAGGAGGUACGGGAAACACCAAAUAAGAGGCAUCACAAAUUUGUUGAAUUUUUUGACGUUAGAUCAGCUGAUGCAGCUCUCAAGGCUUUGAACAGGACUGACAUUGCUGGAAAACGUAUCAAGCUUGAACAUAGUCGUCCUGGUGGUGCACGUCGAAACAUGAUGUUGCAAAUGAAUCCGGAGUUGGAGCAUGAUGAUUACCACAGCUACCCGAAUCAUGUUGAGUCGCCUUUAGCAAGCUCUCCUAUAGGGAACAAGUGGUAUAAUAGUCCUGUUGAUCAUCCUCUACAAAGUUUCAGUAAGUCGCCAGUAUUUGGAAACUUGAGUCCAACAAAGAACAUCCGUUAUCCAGAAUUUUCGUCAAUUAUGCAUUCUCAAGAAGCAAAUCUGAUAAAGGCUGCAUCGGUGAACAAUGGCCAAGAGGGAAGAAGGUUUAGCCACUUGGAUCACCUGUUUUCAAGUAGCAGCUAUAAUAAUGCAAGCCACAAAGCUUCUACCUUUCAGCAACCGCAGUCGUUUGGAUCUGUUUCUUCAUUUGGUUCUUUGAACUCACACCCGAGUCACGUAGAAACAUUAUCUGGAUCAGAGUUCCUGUGGGGAAGCCCUAGUUCUUCAGCCUGGCCUGUGAAUCCAUUCUCUUCAAACGUAAAAAAUAACAGGUUUCCUUACUCGGCUCAGAACGGGUCGCUCCACCAGCUCCAUCAUGUCGGAUCUGCGCCAUCUGGAUUCUUCCCGAGGUCCCCUGAAACUUCAUCAAUGGCUUUCCGAGGAACAAGUGGUCAUAUGAAUGCUCAAAGAAACUUACGUGAAACUAGCUCUCCAAGUUUUAAAAUGUUGUCUUCUCCAAGAUUUAGUCAAUUGUUUAUGGGCAAUGACUCUUACCACUUACCUGUUCCUACAAUGGCUUCCAUUGACGACCCAUUUGAGGUUGGAAGGAACCAACAGUUUAAUAGUAACGUUAACCAAGUCGACAUCAAGAUACAGUUUCAGCUUGACUUGAGUAAGAUUAUGAGGCGUGAAGAUCCACGCACAACCUUGAUGAUAAAAAAUAUCCCUAAUAAGUAUACCCGGAAUAUGCUCUUAGCUGCCAUCGACGAGAAAAACAGCGGAACUUAUGAUUUUCUCUAUUUGCCUAUUGAUUUCAAGAAUAAAUGUAAUGUGGGGUAUGCAUUUAUCAAUAUGGUGUCUCCUAAAUUCAUCAUUGCAUUGUACGAGGUCUUUAAUGGAAAGAAAUGGGAGAAGUUCAACAGCGAGAAAGUUGCUUCCUUGGCUUAUGCACGAAUCCAAGGUAAAGCUGCGCUUAUUGCUCACUUUCAGAACUCGAGCUUGAUGAACGAAGAUAGGAGAUGCCAACCUAUUGUCUUUGAUGGAUCAGAAUCUAAAUAUCCGAUCAUCCGGGAGAAUUCUCAGCUCGAGGCAUCAAAUUCAACGGUUUCUCAUCCUGUAGUCAGCGAGAGCACGCAUCAAAGCUGACAGUCAAGUGAAUCCCAUUAUUGCCUUUGGUUUAAAACGUAAAUAUCAGUUUU